This is a messenger RNA of Sphaerodactylus townsendi, 8386 nucleotides long. RefSeq names its product kelch like family member 15 (gene KLHL15). Gene Ontology annotation, biological process: nuclear protein quality control by the ubiquitin-proteasome system; protein ubiquitination. The coding region runs from base 321 to 2135 and encodes 604 amino acids. NCBI's taxonomy places the organism in Eukaryota, Metazoa, Chordata, Lepidosauria, Squamata, Sphaerodactylidae. Gene Ontology annotation, molecular function: protein binding. The record is from RefSeq and is a predicted model, not a curated record. The transcript is spliced from 4 exons. Gene Ontology annotation, cellular component: nucleus; Cul3-RING ubiquitin ligase complex.
GAGCCAACGCUGCGUGUGGGGCUGGCUGCUUUUGUGAGGCAGCGGCGGCAGCGACAGCAGCACCGGCGAAUGGGGCGGGCCGACGAGAGGCGGACAGUGCGGGGCGUGGGAAGGCGGCGACGGCGGCCGCACCUGCGACGACUUCAGCCCGAGAAGCGUUAGCGAGCGCUGUCUUCAUGGAGGUUCCUCCUCCCGCUUCUUCUGCGUGUGUCCCUCUGCCUUCCCCACAGGUGGCGGCGGAAGUGACGGUCAGUGUGGGGUGCUUGUCGUUGGGGGAAGAUGGCGGCUGUGUCUGUGCUAGGCAGUGAAGAAGGUGAUUCAUGGCAGGGGACGUGGAAGGCUUUAGUUCCUCCAUCCAUGACACCAGCGUCUCUGCUGGGUUCAGAACACUGUAUGAGGAGGGAUUGCUUCUUGACGUCACCCUGGUUAUUGAGGAUCAUCAGUUUCAGGCUCAUAAAGCAUUGCUUGCAACCCAAAGUGAUUACUUCCGAAUUAUGUUCACAGCUGAUAUGAGAGAGCGGGAUCAGGACAAAAUCCACUUGAAAGGUCUAACAGCUACAGGCUUCAGCCAUGUUCUCCAGUUUAUGUACUAUGGAACCAUUGAACUGAGCAUGACCACUGUUCAUGAGAUCCUACAGGCUGCUAUGUACGUCCAGCUUAUUGAGGUGGUGAAGUUCUGCUGCUCCUUUCUUUUAGCAAAAAUCUGCUUGGAAAACUGUGCAGAAAUUAUGAGGCUCUUAGAUGACUUUGGUGUAAACAUCGAGGGAGUCAGAGAAAAGCUGGACUCCUUUUUGUUAGAGAAUUUUGUGCCACUCAUGGCCAGACCCGACUUCUUGUCCUAUCUGAGCUUUGAAAAGCUCAUGACAUACUUGGAUAAUGAUCGUCUGAGCAGGUUCCCAGAAAUAGAACUCUACGAGGCUGUUCAGGCUUGGUUGCGGCAUGAUAGAAGACGCUGGAGGCAUACCGACACCAUCAUUCAGAACAUCAGGUUUUGUUUGAUGACACCAUCCAGUGUUUUUGAAAAGGUGAAAACAUCGGAAUUUUAUCGUUAUUCCCGGCAGUUGCGGCAUGAGGUGGAACAAGCGAUGAAUUACUUCCAUUGUGUUCACCAGCAGCCUUUGAUGGAAAUGAAAUCAAAUCGCAUUCGUUCUGCCAAACCCCAAACUGCAGUAUUUAGAGGAAUGAUAGGGCACAGCAUGGUAAAUAGUAAAAUUCUCCUGCUGCACAAACCAAGGGUCUGGUGGGAGCUGGAGGGUCCACAAGUACCUUUACGUCCAGACUGCCUUGCCAUUGUUAAUAACUUUGUAUUCUUAUUGGGUGGGGAAGAGCUGGGUCCAGAUGGUGAAUUUCAUGCUUCUUCCAAAGUGUUCAGAUAUGAUCCAAGACAAAACUCUUGGUUAAGAAUGGCAGACAUGUCUGUACCACGCUCAGAAUUUGCUGUUGGAGUUAUUGGCAGGUACAUAUAUGCUGUGGCUGGGAGAACAAGGGAUGAGACAUUUUAUUCAACAGAGAGAUACGAUAUCACAGAAGAUAAAUGGGAAUUUGUGGAUCCCUAUCCAGUCAAUAAAUAUGGACAUGAAGGAACUGUUCUUGGGAACAAGCUGUACAUCACAGGUGGAAUUACAUCCUCUUCCACAUCUAAGCAGGUGUGUGUAUUUGACCCUAGUAAAGAAGGGACUGUGGAACAACGAACAAGGAGGACUCAAGUGGUCACUAACUGUUGGGAAAACAAAUGCAAAAUGAAUUAUGCAAGAUGUUUUCACAAGAUGAUAUCUUAUAACGGCAAGCUUUAUGUUUUUGGUGGUGUUUGCGUAAUCCUUCGAGCCUCUUUUGAGUCUCAGGGAUGUCCGUCCACAGAGGUUUAUGACCCAGAUGUUGAUCAGUGGACUAUUUUGGCUUCUAUGCCAAUUGGUAGAAGUGGCCAUGGUGUAGCUGUGUUGGACAAACAAAUAAUGGUUCUUGGAGGCCUGUGUUACAAUGGUCACUACAGUGAUUCAAUUCUCACUUUUGAUCCAGAAGAUAAUAAAUGGAAAGAAGAUGAAUAUCCAAGAAUGCCCUGCAAACUAGACGGUUUACAAGUGUGUAGUCUACAUUUUCCUGAAUAUGUGUUGGAACAUGUUAGGCGCUGCAGCUAAAAGAUCCAGAAAACUAUUUAUAGACUUGUAGGUUGGAAAAGAAGAGGGAAAGCAGAUUUAGACCCACUGAAGACACUGAUCUGUGUAAUACAUCUUUUAAUUUAAUAAAGAAAAGAAAGAGUGUACAGGGGAUGCAUCUACUAAGUUUAUUAGGAAUACUAAUAACUGUGGUUUUAUAUUGUACUUUUGGUUUUUAUUUUUACAUGCAAUUACUGUAUGUUUUGAGAGAGGGGAAACAGUCUGUUCUACUUCAUGUUUUUUUAAAAACCCUAUCAUGUGUUCAUUCAGUGUGAAUUAGGGCAGCCACAAGCUUCAGAAAGCAUUGAAACAUACCAUGUUUGCCAAGUGGGUCAAAAGCACAUUUAUUUUAAUUUGGGAGGAGGGGGGAUAUUUUUCUAGGGUGUUUUUAAUACAAAGUUUUGGAAAAGUUUAAAUAUAUGCAAUACUUUUCUGUUACAAAUUAUUUUACUGAUUUAACACCACAAAAUACAACAUUUAUAAUUCAGAAUAUAAAAUUGUACUGUUUGGCAUAUUUACGGGAUUUAACCCUCUUAAAACUAAAAACAUUUAAAAUAUAUACAAUAUUUGAGAAAGAAUUGCAAUUUGCUGCAUCCUAUGCUAUCUUAUCAUAUGUAUCUUGAUUUCUGCCAUUUCAGAAGUUGGGGUGGGGGGAGGGAAUUAAAGUAGGAAACAAAUUCUGUCGUAAAAGAAAAGGGUUUAUUUGGACAGAAGCACUUUCAUACAGCCACAAUAGCAUAUAAAAUUUUAACUUAACUUUUAAAUAAUGCAGCACCAUAGCAUAUUGUUGCCAAAAUUAUUCACAUCUCAACCUACAUUAUUUAACAUGCGUUGUAGGAGGCUAUAUGGGAAUUAUUGUUACCCAGUGUUGUAGAUUGCUAGUAUAAAUUUUUCAUCCUACAUAUGUUGAGUAAAAUAUUGCCUUUAAAACUUUACUCAUUUUGGGGGAAUCUCAGAAAGGUUUUUUUAAGAGCUUCCCAAAGUUUCCCAGUUUUUCCAUCAUGAAAAUUGAAAAAAAAAGUGUGUCCCCCCUUGAAUUUUUCCAUUUUUAAUUCUGGCCCUUCACAUCUCUAUUAUGCAUUUUAACUUUUAAAAAGCUACGUCCAAAUAAAAUUAAACAGUCUUACUAGAACAGGACCUGAUAUAGCAGUGACAUAGCAGUCUUUCAGUCUUGCCCUGUGCUUUGCAUUUUGAAAAGAUUUUUUUUCUAAAAUUACUUCCCUUCCUGAUCAGACAUCAUAAUUAUCACUUUAAUAUCAUUGAAAAUGUAAAAUUAUUUUCUAUUUUUACGUGACUUUCUCUUCAGCCUUGUGCAAUAAUUUCAGGAAGUCUGUGAAAAUAUAUUUUUAAUUAACAUCAAGGGUCUUCAACAAGAAACAUUCUAGGCUGCCUUUACAUUGUGUGUUGUGAAUAUCAGGUGUAUAUAUUUAAGACCAAGGUAAAAUGCACCUUAUGUGCAGCUAGAAAAGUCUGUUUUUAACUAGUACACAAAUAAUUAACUAUGAGUUUUAUGUGUAAUAGCAUCCUUCAUGUAUUUGAAUUUCUGGGUAUCUGGAAGCCUUGUUCAUAAGCUAAUCUUUGGUUUAAAAAACCCUGUUUAAUAUAUGAGUUUUUAAAUUCUAAAAAUGAUAGCUUUACCACUUUUUCUUUUAUAAGAAAGGUCACAGCUCCUAACUUGUCCUUUCAGAAUUUUAUUUAUAAAAUUUAAAUCAGAAAUGUGUAAUAGUCACUAAAUGUGUCCUAUGACAAGGGCUGUUCUUCUGUAGACGUUACUAUCAGAAAUGUUGGUGCACUACAGAUCCUUGUUUAUUGUCUGAUAAACUGCUGUGCUUAAAUGUUGUGCCAGGAUAGAUAUGCUGGUUUUUUAGAAGCAACUUGGAAAAUAACUACUGACCUUGCAAUCCUUGAAUGGAGGCCUGGGGGGCUUGUGCAACUGCAUCUGGAUAAGAGCUGUCAUGCAGACCAUUGAAAAUUAAUUGGAUAGACUUCUGAACUAAAAUACUGGCAAUAGAAUGUGGGUAUAAUAGCAAUUUAAGGCCUUCUCAUGCUGGAUGAACUUGCUAAAAUAAUUUCUCAAGAGAUACAACUAUUUGUGGGAAACUUGGCUUAAGUUGGGUAUAAGAUUACACAGUAAUGUCUGGAAAUUUUAUUUUUGGCAAUACGGUAUGUAGCUGGAAAUCAUUGUAGAACAAGCUGUCUAUAUUCAGGGAGCACGAAAUUAUGAAUGCCAAAAGAACUAAAUGCUCCCUAAAUAUGCUGCAUUAAACUGUAACACAUUUCUCUAAGGUGAAUGAACAACUGUCAUUUUACAAUAUAAAAGUGCCUUUUUAUAGGGCACUUUUAUUAUUCUUACAGCUCCUAGAAUAAAAAAAAAGUAUAAGAAGAGAGUAAUACAGGAAGGACAGGACUGCUACAUGUUUGUGUCCUCCAGUAAAGUAUAAUAUUGAUUAAAAGGGAGGGGGGAAUCUACACGUUAAAUUUGAUUAUUAUAGUGUAUUAACAUUGAUUACUAGAACUAACAUUCACAUUACUGUCCACAAAGGAAGACUUGCCAGUAAAACUACUGAUUGACCGUUGUUAGGCAAUAUUUGUGUGCUUGGAAAUACUCAACAUCUCCUUUGCAGCACAACCAUAAAUGCAUGCAAUAUUCUGUAAAGAACAUAUGAACAUACUACUUCAAAAGUGUUUCUUGGAGUUGUUUCAUUAAUACACCUUUUUCUGGCAAGUGGACAGAGAAUCAAUUUAUAUAAUCAGUAGCCUCGUGCAAUUUAACUCUUUGUGUAUACAAAACUAGCAUACCAGAUGAUUUUGGCUUUGCCAUUAUCUCUUCAAUGUGAUGAAAAUGCUAGGAACUAUUUUAACGUUAAUUUAAAUUUCAUCCUGUGCUUUAAGGUAGCAUAGAGAUGUCACACAAAGUUGCUGAUUAUGCACUCUUAAGAGCUAAAGCCAUUGUCUAUUUAGUCUUAUGUGAUACAUAUACAGAGUGGGAUUUUGCAGGGGUCCACUGUCAAUAGUUACCUAGCUAAAUAAAGGUGUUCUGCAUAGCAAACACAGUAGUAGACUUUAAUCCAAAGUUAACAUGGUAUUUGAAUCUUACAUUCCCUCUCCACCAGCAUAUGAUCUAGAAGACCUGUGUCACUUGAAAAUUUUAUACUUCCUUUGUGUGGACACAGUCAUCACCUAGAAGAGCCAUUAUUAACAGUGUGGAGACCUUUUGGACAACCCUCAAUUCUAUGCCAUUUUAAAACAAUCAAGGGGUUAUUUAUGUUCAAUAGCUGUUAAUGAACGGUCUUUGAUUAACGUAUGACAUGCUUUGUGAUGGUUUGCUGGCAUGUCUGUUCCUAAACUCCGUCCUAAGAAUUUAUGCUGUUAGGACUAGAACUUCAGACUGAUUCAUUCUCAGAAACUAUUCUAUUGUGGCUGCUUCAAAUCCUACUUACCAUGAAAAUCUGCCCACUUUGUAACACAACAAUGAAUAAUUUGUUUUAGUAUCUUGCAGUAAUAUGAUGAGAUUAUCAGAUUCGCGUGGUCACGUGGCUCACAGCUUUCAGCAUUUGAAGUUCAAGAGUUACCUUUUAUGUGAAUUGAGCUGUGCAUUUAAUCUAUUAAAAUUAAGGUUGAACAGGGCACUGUGGUAUAGUAUAUUGCUUCAGAUAUCAAGGUAGAGAUCAGUUAAAUUGAUCAAAGUGGUCCUUUGCAUGCCAAGCUAGUGUGUUGGGAAGAAGGGUUCAUUCCUACCUUUGUUCCUAACAUGCUAAACCUUAUUGGGGCAGGGGGAUUGUUGAUGUAGCAGAACUUUGAAACAUGAUCCUUUAAAUUCAUAUCUCAAGUAGAACAGACCACCAUUUGAAUUUGAAUCUGUGCACGACUCAAACAAAUGUAUCCUUUAGAAAAGGCUUAGCACUCAGACAAAAGAACACUUAAUUAAAUACAUAUGUACACACUGCUUUUUAACAUCUGACUUCAACUAAGUAUUAGUUUUUAGAUAAGCUUUCAGUAUUUUAUCUGAAAUGAUACCCUAGAUUUAAAGCAUUGGAAACAGAGCAUUAAGGACAAUAAUCUGACAAGAGGAAAUAAGAGACCUGUAAAAUAUUUUAGCGGUUACUUAGAAUUCUACAGUGCUUGUUUCAGUUGGUAUUUCAUUAUGUUGUGAUGCAUCAGUUGAAAAUGACAACUCAAUCUUGUGCUUGUUUAAUUAGGAAUAAAUUCCAGUGAUUUAAAUGGGCCUUAUCUUCAAGAAAGCAUGCACUGGAUUGCAGCCAUUUUUAUUAGAUUUCCAUUUUGUCUACACUGGAAUUUGUUUAAUAAUGUAUGUGUGCUUGCUUUUAUUACUUCUUUCCUAUGUAGCAGGUGAAAAACAAAAGCAAAACCACUUCUUCAGACAACUAUAAGGUAUUACUGUUUUUGUAUUUUGAGUAUGGUAAAGAAGCUAUUUAUCUACUUUGUGUGCAUCAGUGACUCUUAACCUGCUUUUGUUCAUAAUAUCCAAAGUAUUGGUUUAAGGUGGUAUUAAUUUUCAGCACAUGCAUACAUUUCCUCAAUACUUGUUUAAUUUAGAAGAGCUAAAGGUAGUGGGUAUAAUUUUAAAGUAGGUGUUCCCCUUUCCUCCAUUUUACAGCUGCAUUAUCUUCACAGAUUAGAUUUUUCUAAAGCACUGGGCUUUUCAUAAUAUUUGGUUCAAAUGCUGAAGGUUCCAUUUGCAUUGGUGAGUCAAGUACUUAAAAGCUUGGUGACCCCCAGUCCAACUCAACCUAAUGGUUUAACAACAAAUUGAUUUCAGUGGGAUUAAGCAUAUUUAAUUUUGCAUUAGUUUGUGACCCCUGCAUUUCUGUGGAAGGGAUGCAUACAGAGUACAUCAAAUAUCAGGAAAUAGUGCGUGAAGAAAGAAAACUAUUAUGCUCUUUUAAGGGACCAGUGAUUCUCUGAAGAAACAGUAACUUGCAAUGAGCCAAUUUUACAUGGGUAAAAUUUUUCAACUACUGAAAAAGUUGGUAUCUUUAUUUCACUAGUAUGAACUAGCCACUAAUCGAGAGGCUUUGCAAUCAUGGCUUAGUCUAGAAAGAACUUGUUCUUGCAAUUUGAUCUUACACGAUUAUACUCGCAGUCAUGGAUAGUGUUUUCCUAUAAGAACUGGAUGAGUCAAAGGAUCAAGAUAGAAUAGAAAGGAUACAGCAUGCAAAAAAUUAGACACUGAUAAAACAUAAUAACUUUGUUUAGUAUUCCCACUUUUUACACCAAAUUAGUUGUUGCUAGAAAUAAUGCUUUUGCAUUUUAGGGGUAAUACAGGAGCCUCUUGAGUAGAAACAUACUUAAUACAACUUCAUUGGGAUCAUAAUGUGGAGCACCUUUUCCACUUAACGCUUAUUUAAUAAAAAAUGGAAAAAUACUUAUUCUUAAUAAUCUGUUAAUAGAAAUUACUUUAUGAAGACUUACAUUUUGCAUAGGCAAAGGUACCAGUUGGUGUCUGAAUCUGAAAAUGGGCAAGUGCACUGCUUCUGUAACUUCCACAGGAUUACUCAUACUUGGUAUGAAAGCUACCAUAACCAUUUGACAGCUUAUGACUACAUAAGGUUGAACAUGUGCUUAAAGGAUUGGAAGCUCUUAGUUUUCAUGUUACAUCAUGUUUUAUCAGUAGUAAUGUUCAAUAGUGUUGGAAAGGAACAAAGAAGAAACUGAAUAUCUAGACUGUGUUGGUGGAUUCGUCCUAAAACUUUUAAUAGGUUAGUUCCAAUUACAGCUUCAGCAACAUGAAGACAUUAUCGAUCUCUUAAAUAUCAUUCGAUGAAAGUCUGGAACCCUUAUAAAAAUCUACCAAGAGCAGUAGCAUUAAGAAGAGUUAUCCAGGCAGAAUUCCAUAGUGAUUCUCCGUGUACCCCAAACUGAUGUGCCAUAAACAACUCUUCCAGUGGACUGACUUAAAACAUUAUUUCCUAACUUCACUGUGUGCUGUAGCAAAUGAGCAUACUUUGUUGUUUCAAAUAUCUACAUGGACUCAAGCAUACCUUUGGGAUAUUUUUUCAAAUAAUGUUCCAGGGCUGCUAGGAAAUUCUAAAAUGUAGGGUUUGCCUCAACUUUUUAAAAACAUUUUUCUUCCCUUUUUUUUGUUUGCAGGUUAACCUUCCAUUCUGUGAAUGCAUUUUGUCUAAACAUGCAUAUGUACUCUUAUGUUUUAAACUAAGAGGUGUACAAACUGUAUAUAUAGAAAAAUGUAAAUAAAAUAUUUUUAAUCUUUA